CGCGUUUCUGGGAUGUCACUGAGUGUUCAACGAGCCACUGGUGGCUAAUACUUCGUCUUUUCGUCUUCAAAGCUGUUGUUUCAUAAUCUAUUGGGCUCCUAUAUUAUUGCAUGUUCGUUAAUACCCAGAAACCGGUUAAUCUAGGCGUUGUGAUUGGCCAUCAGAGGCCGUCAAGCCGCGUCAAAUCAUCUGCUGUUAACAGUUCGGGAACAUACUGAUUGCAUCACAACGGUUUGCGGAGACGGGCAUUAUGGCGGCGGUGGAUUUCUCAAAAAUCUAUUCUGCUACAUACAGCAGCGUCCCAGUUUACGAGUUCAAAAUCGAUGGCGAAAGUGUUAUGCGCCGACGAGGCGAUAAUUGGAUCAAUGCUACACAUAUUCUCAAAGUAGCUGGUUUUGACAAACCAGCGAGGACCCGGAUUCUCGAGCGUGAGGUCCAGAAAGGGACCCAUGAGAAGGUUCAGGGUGGCUACGGCAAAUACCAGGGAACAUGGAUCCCACUGCCUGAGGGUCGUUUACUCGCCGAGCGCAAUAACAUCAUUGACAAGCUAAGGCCGAUUUUCGACUAUGUUGCAGGGGAUCACACUCCUCCACCGGCACCGAAACAUACUUCCGCUGCCUCAUCAAAACCAAGAGCCUCCAAAAAGAAAGCUGUGAAUGAGCAGGUAUUCAGUGCUGCCAAACCCAUUCGCAACAUGGGACCACCGAGCUUCCCGCACGAACAAUUCGAGAUCAACCCUGGUUAUGACGAUAACGAAUCGAAUGAGCAGGCGACACUCGAGUCAUCUUCCAUGGUGGCAGAUGAAGAGAUGAUGCCUAUGUCGCAACAUGGCUCUUAUUCUCGAAAGCGCAAGCGUGAGAUGAAUGAAGUCACUGCCAUGUCGAUUAGUGAGCAGGAGCACAUACUCUAUGGUGACCAGCUGCUGGAUUACUUCAUGACAGUUGGAGACGCCCCAGAGGCAACACGCAUUCCACCUCCGCAACCUCCAGCCAAUUUCCAAGUCGAUCGUCCAAUUGACGAUUCAGGCAAUACUGCUCUUCAUUGGGCCUGUGCAAUGGGGGAUUUGGAAAUUGUGAAAGAUCUAUUGCGAAGGGGCGCAAAUAUCAAGGCAUUAUCUGUCCAUGAAGAAACGCCUCUGGUACGCGCUGUCUUAUUUACGAAUAAUUAUGAGAAGAGAACAUUUCCGGCACUUCUGGACCUACUUCUUGACACCGUCUCAUUCAGGGACUGGUUCGGUGCCACCCUUUUCCAUCACAUAUCGGAAACUACCAGGAGUAAAGGGAAAUGGAAGAGCUCUCGAUAUUACUGUGAAGUGCUGUUGGAUAAGUUGCACAAUACCUGCUCGCAAGACGAAAUUGACCUGCUACUCUCCUGCCAGGACUCAAAUGGGGAUACAGCUGCUCUAGUUGCAGCUCGAAAUGGCGCAUUUCGCUUGGUCAAUCUGCUUCUCGGCCAUUGCCCGCGAGCUGGAGAUCUGCGGGAUAUUCCUCCCCCGCCAUCUUCGAUAACAGUGGGAAUUGAUCACACAGAAGGCGAUCUCACUGUCCUGGAAACCCCGGACCAAACCGUUGCUCUUCCGCCCGACGCUUCCCCUGCCACCUCAGCCUUGCUUGCCAAGAUUAGUGCUAUCAUGGCCGAAACUAAUAAGAAGCUCGCGGCUUGUUAUGGGCACACGAAGCCUAACGAACCAGACUCGGACGAUGUCGCGAAUCCCGAAGCUUUCUACCAGCAGUUGGAGCUGGAUCGGCAGAAGAUUCAGAAGCAGACUGCCGCCUUGGAAGCCAAAGAGACCGAAGGAGAGCCGGUUGAGGCACAGCUUGAACGAUAUGAGCGACUCAGAAGCACUUACGAAUCUCUUUUGGAACAAAUUCAACAAGUCCGCCUGAAAGAGCGACUAACAUCAAUGCCUCCACCGGCAAAAGAGAACAUGAUGCCCUCCUCGAGCGAUCAGAACCAAUUAUUAAUCACUUAUCAGCAGGCGCGGCAACUAUGCUCCCUACAGAAAGCGCGCCGUUCAGCUGUCAGGGAUCUAGCUCAGCAGACCGCCGACGCGGGGGUAAGCACCAAAUUCGACGUGCAUCGAAGGCUUGUCGCUCUUGCAACUGGCCUAAAGGAGGAAGAGUUAGACCCCAUGGCCGCAGAGUUGGCUGAGACGUUGGAGUUUGACCGAAUGAAUGGAAGGGGGCCGGGCGGCGAAUCACCUGAGCCAGUGCAGAAGCGUCUCCCUUCUCAAAGGGAGCCAUCGUCCCUCCCGUUCUCUGGGCCAACAGUAUCUGUGGACGCAUGAACAGGGGUGGCUUUGGCUGAGAAGCAUGUCUGUAAUCAUGACUCCAAUCGUACAAGGUUGUACGCCCUCUUGAUUUACUCCCAUUCUGACGCGGGGGCCGCUUAACUCUCCAUAUCCAUUUCUUCUCUGCAUGUCCCAGCAUUAUCUCAUGAUUUGCGAUGCUCUUUGCACUCCUGGCGGACAGAAUGAUGCGAUGUCUGCCAGCAGAUACCCAAGCUCAAUUUCGUAUGUUUUUGAAUGAUCUCGGUGUUUCCAACUACCGAGUGGAUUCUUUGAGAACUUAUCUUGUUCGACUAUUGCAUGCUGAUUUUUCAUCCGUGGUGACCCCGGCUGAUAAUAACCUCCUGACACUGGUUCUGCAGUGAAUGAAGAGAUUGUACAUAGUAACAGACCCAAU
Messenger RNA from Aspergillus novofumigatus IBT 16806, 2684 nucleotides. RefSeq names its product putative APSES transcription factor. Gene Ontology annotation, molecular function: transcription regulator activity; DNA binding; protein binding. Gene Ontology annotation, cellular component: SBF transcription complex; MBF transcription complex. Lineage: Eukaryota; Fungi; Ascomycota; Eurotiomycetes; Eurotiales; Aspergillaceae. The record is from RefSeq and is a predicted model, not a curated record. The coding region runs from base 251 to 2287 and encodes 678 amino acids. The transcript is spliced from 4 exons.